This is a messenger RNA of Megalobrama amblycephala (Wuchang bream), 2748 nucleotides long. RefSeq names its product vitamin D receptor b (gene vdrb). Gene Ontology annotation, cellular component: nucleus. The record is from RefSeq and is a predicted model, not a curated record. Gene Ontology annotation, molecular function: zinc ion binding; nuclear receptor activity; vitamin D response element binding. The transcript has 8 exons. NCBI's taxonomy places the organism in Eukaryota, Metazoa, Chordata, Actinopteri, Cypriniformes, Xenocyprididae. Bases 292 to 1602 code for a protein of 436 amino acids. Gene Ontology annotation, biological process: negative regulation of transcription by RNA polymerase II; positive regulation of transcription by RNA polymerase II; cell differentiation.
UAAAUGUCAUUGGUUUGAUAUUUUGUUAUAUAUUGCAGAGACAUUUGAACAAGUGUUCAAAUACUUUUAUGGUUCACUUUUUUUGUUUAUUAGGUUAAUCAUUUUUCACAAUAUAACUUUUUACUGUAUCUUUGAUCAAAUAAAUGCUGCCUUGGAGAGCAGAAGGCAUUACAAAAACCAUAAUUAAUAAAAAACCUUAAUUACAAAGUCUUUUGACCAGUAGUGUACAUUACACAGAGUCGGUGGUGUUCUUCCCAUCAUCCCCAUAAAUGCACAAUUCUGUAUGUAUGUAUGACUCUGACUGUCUCUUCUCCUCCUUCAUCUCCUACAGAGAUGGAGUCAGCCGUUAGUACAUCCACUCAAGUGCCAGAUGAGUUUGACCGUAAUGUUCCACGGAUCUGUGGUGUGUGUGGAGACAAAGCCACUGGCUUUCACUUUAAUGCGAUGACCUGCGAGGGCUGCAAAGGCUUCUUCAGGCGCAGUAUGAAGCGCAAGGCCAGUUUUACCUGUCCUUUUAAUGGAAGCUGCACCAUCACUAAAGAUAACCGUCGCCACUGCCAGGCCUGCAGACUCAAGCGUUGCCUGGAUAUUGGCAUGAUGAAAGAGUUUAUACUGACUGAUGAAGAGGUUCAGAGAAAAAAGGAUCUGAUCCAGAGGAGAAAGGAUGAGGAGGCUCAGAGGGAGGCGCAGAAGCCCCGGCUCUCAGACGAGCAGCGCCACAUCAUUGACACGCUGGUGGAUGCGCAUCACAAAACCUAUGAUGAUUCCUACUCUGACUUCUCACGUUUCAGACCUCCAGUUAGAGAGGGUCCAGUUACACGUAGUGCCAGCCGAGCUGCGUCUCUUCAUUCAUUAUCAGAUGCCUCCUCAGACUCCUUCAGCCACUCUCCAGAGUCAGGAGAUCGUAAGAUGAAUCUGAGUAAUCUGUUGAUGAUGUAUCAGGAGCAGGGUUUGAGCUCCAGCCCGGACUCAAAGGAAGAUGAGGGCACCGGUCUUUCCAUGCUUCCUCACUUGGCUGACCUGGUUUCCUACAGCAUUCAAAAAGUCAUCGGCUUUGCAAAGAUGAUUCCUGGAUUCAGAGAGCUGACAGCUGAAGAUCAGAUUGCUUUGCUGAAGUCCAGUGCUAUAGAAGUGAUCAUGCUAAGAUCCAACCAGUCUUUCAGUCUAGAGGACAUGAGUUGGAGCUGUGGAGGACCAGACUUUAAAUACUGCGUCAACGAUGUGACAAAAGCUGGACACACUCUAGAGCUUUUGGAGCCUCUGGUGAAGUUUCAGGUGGGCUUGAAAAAGCUCAACCUACACGAGGAGGAACAUGUGCUGCUGAUGGCCAUUUGUCUGCUGUCUCCAGACCGGCCCGGGGUGCAGGACCACGUGCAAGUGGAAGCAUUGCAGGACAGGUUAUCCGAGGUUCUGCAGGCGUACAUCCGCGCGCAUCACCCGGGGGGCCGUCUGCUCUACGCUAAGAUGAUCCAGAAGCUGGCGGACCUCCGUAGCCUGAACGAAGAGCACUCCAAGCAGUACCGCUCCCUUUCUUUCCAGCCCGAACACAGCAUGCAGCUGACCCCUCUGGUGUUGGAAGUGUUCGGCGGACAGGUCACCUAGUAACUUCACCCGAGUCAGAUCAAGAUGUGCGGGUUAAACGUUGUGACCCGGAGGGGUGUAGAGUGAAUGUACGGACAAUCACCUUAAAAUGCAUACAGAGUUUCCAGGACGAAGUUUGUGAGUGGUGUGUGUGUGUGUAUGUGUAUCCCUCAUCAUUUUCAGAUCCGCUAGGGAGUGCCAUAGAUGUUUUUCCGUUUGUUUGUUGUAUGUAAGGAGAACAUUCUUACAAGAAUGUAAUAUGGUCAUGGUGUUUUUCACUGUGGCACCUCACUACAGUAAUAUUUUACUGUAUUAUCAAUAGCCAACAGUAUUACACUGCAUGUGUAGGAUGAGUGUGUGAGUGUGCGGUCCUGUUCAAAACCUCUGCAUGGUCCCCAAAGCGCUGUCCACUACUGCUGAUGUCCUGUCUCUUCACCUCCUGCCUUUAAAUGCACAGGGUUAAAAGUACUAAUGCAAGCACACAGCUCUAACUCACCCCACGCCUAGCCACUUAACCAAUCAAACGGCAGCUCCGCCCCCUUCCUCUGCCUCCACAGCUCUGAUAGGUUGCUGAACAAUGGCUGUCUUCUUUAAUGUUUGCCUCUGCUGUGAUUGGCCAAUUAUCUAACGCCUCUGCAAAGUGGUUAGUGCGGCAUUAGCGCUUGCCACGCAGCUAACCUGUAAAUAAGACUCGGUAUCUAUAUUCUUACCUUUUUCGAUUAGUGUAAAUAGAGUUUAAUAUAAGCGCUUCUUGUGGCUUAUGGUAGAAUUUAGCAGAGGGAGACCCUGCAGCCCUGGCUGGCUAUAAUCAAUAUGUAAAGACUACAGUUUAUACUGCAUUUAUGCAAACACACAGGAAUUGGAACCAUUAAUUAUUUUUUUUUUUUUAAACUGAGAGCUUUACCUCACAUCUGUAAAUCAUAUAGGUUACAUAUAUCUCAACUCUUGCAUUCCAUCAUUCAUUUUUUUUUUUCAUUCUUUUAAUUCAACUAAUUGUUUUCCCUAACAAAGAUUUACCCUUUAGUCCCAUUAGUCAUCACAUUUGAUUUUCCUCAUGACACAGCUAACAAAAUCCUAAAUGCUUUUUAUCAUGAAUUUGAAUUUUACCUUUUUAAUUUAUAGUACUUUCACAAAAAGCAAGAGUUACAAAGCUAUAAUAAAAAGGAU